UAUUUUAAACCGGUGCAUCCACAAUUAAUUGUGACUUGCAAUUCUGAAUUUUCUCGAAUUUUCUUUGGGCUCUCAUCACACACCACAACCGAGUCGAGUCGAGUCAAUCAAGUGAAGUCUUGACAGACACUGAUUACAUUGCUAUUAUAGAAACUAAGUGCAUGUAUAAUAAGUACUAGUACCGGUAGCAGAAUGCCAAAUUCUAAUGCGCAGUCUUCCCUGUUGGAAGGAUCCUAUCAAUCGUCCUCGCCGCAACAACAACAACUUCAUCCCGACGAGAAGAACAAGAGUUCCAUCAUCACCCAAACGCAGAGUGAUAUCGUGCGAGAGGACAGGGCUUCCUACACAUGGCGUGUUGCCGACUUUGGUACCGUCCCUGCUCGAUCUCGGGAUGGCAGUAUCCACGCAACCGAUGAAGUUUUCAAUGCAGCGUCUCAUCUAAGCGCCACCCUGUUGAGCAUUCUGGGGACGGUGCUAUUAAUCACCCAAGCUUCGGAGCAGGGAAAUCCUUGGAAAAUUGUCAGUUUUUCCCUCUACGGAGCCAGUUUGAUCUUUUUGUUUCUGUGCUCCACUCUCCACCAUUCCAUCAUUGGGACACCCCGAGUGGAGCUGUGUCUUCGGACCUUGGAUUACGUGGCAAUUUACCCAUUAAUUGCGGGGACGUUCACGCCGCUGUGUCUGGUAUAUUAUCACGAUUCCAGUAUUGGCUGGACGUUCUCCAUGGUGGUUUGGGGACUUUCCAUCAUGGGCAUGGUCAUGACAUCCGUCUUUUUUGUGCAGAUACCCAAAUGGUGGUCGAUGACCAUGUACAUUACACUGGGCUGGAUGGGAGCUUGCAUGACAUUUUGGUUGCUGCAAGUACUACAUUGGUCUGGAUUCGGACUUUUCUUUAUUGGUGGUGUUUUCUACACGGUUGGGGGUUUCGUGUACACAACAGAACAACCAAAUCCAUAUCCAAAACGUUUGGAUUUCACGAAAUAUGGCACUGUGCUGUCAUUGCUGGAGCUUUCUCCCAUUGGUGCCUCAUGUUCUUCUACGUAUUACCCUGGCACUCAGAUCUAUGAAGAAAAGCAACCAGCCGAAUCGAAUCAACAUUGUAACAAUACACGAUUUUGUUCAGAAUCUAUCAUUCAAAUCAAGUGAGACAAUGCCAGGUGAUCAGAAUGGCAGUCAGUGCUACGGCACAGCAACGAGGAUGCAUCAGGAGGCCGUCGACACGAACCAAAACGCCCAUCAAUGCCUCCCAAAAGACAUUUUCUCCUCCAGCGAAUCGAAUCGGUUGGAACGCCCAACAAUUUUCCAACUCGAUAAGAAAGAAUAAAUCUACUUGUAUCAUUCUUAGACGCAGGUUUGUGUUGCCACCCAUGUGUCUUCCCAGGCAAAGACAAAACUGUCUUGAAACCAUGCGCGUGCUCAAUGCAACGUUGUGGCUUAUUCGGCUUCCUGUCAGUGUUUGCUCUACCGGUAUAUUCUGUAAGAGCCAUUGGUGAACCUUAUUUCGGAAACAAAGAGUAGUCUAGCAAAGCCAAGCCGGCUUUCUGACUCUGCAUCCACCGUAUCGUACCUGGAACUGAUGCAUUCAUGCACUAUUAGUAUCUAUGGUCACCGUUCAGGGGUGCCUUCUUGUAGCUUCUGACGAGGCCAAGACCAGCCAGCAAGACGACUGCACCAUACAUGUACUAAUACUUGCACAUCAAGUAUGCUUAUUAUUGCUUUUAGAAUGGUACUAGUACAUACCGUUACCAAAAGGCUUGGGCAGGUGCUGGGGGAUUUCUAGAUAGUGCUAGCUAGCAGCAGCAGCCUGUGGCUCUAGCUACAGCUAGCUAGCUAGACAGCAUAGCAGGACAAAAGAAAGCUCGAUCCACCCAAUCCGGUAACUUCCAUCGCCCAAAACCGUGUCGUGCCGCUUUUUCACGGCACAGUAUUGACCGUUGGAAGC
Molecule: messenger RNA, 1939 nt
Organism: Seminavis robusta
Lineage: Eukaryota; Bacillariophyta; Bacillariophyceae; Naviculales; Naviculaceae
Source: the annotation of a GenBank genome assembly